AUGGCUGACGCACAAACCGUGCAUGCCAAGAAAGGGAAAAAAAAAAAAAAAAAAAAAAAGAACUGUCGUGACUCAAUAACAGAUAACCUUCUAGUUGAAAUUGCAAAGGAAUAUAAUUUAAGCCCUAAUGAUGGCGUGUUCACAAGAUUUCAUAUUGAAUACAAAACACUUGAGGUGCUGGGAAAAAUACAAAACAAGGAAACUUUAAACGUAAUUUCGCGUAUUAUUAUGAAAAAAAUUAACGAUCUUUUUAAAAAUAAACAGAGAUAUCAUAGAAAUUCAACUUUACAUAGAAUAUUGCACACGGGUUUACAACAUUUACUUUUUAUUCUUAGGAAUAAUAAGGAUAUAGAUAUCUUCCAAUGGUGUGUUGAAUUCCUGGGACGAAUACCUCAUCAAGCUUCAACACGUUUGUACUUAGAGUGGUGUAUAGCUCUUGGUAUUUUUUAUAAGGAAAUCCACGUAGCGAACACUAUAGAACUUUUACAAACAAAUUCAGUACCCAUAACAUCACAAUUUAUGAUACUGUACUGGUAUAUAAAGACAUCAAAAAGCAAUGAAGAACUUAAAUUAGUGCUUGAUUAUCUAUUAGAAAAUACUAUGGGACCAACAUACAGUAUACGUUUGCACGCCCAAUACCUUUUAUCGAAAAUAGAUCUUAAAUCAUUCAAAAUCGCUGGCUACGAACAAGCUAUAAAUGUAGUAAACAAAACGUUGGCUGAAGCUUCGAAAUUAAAGGAAAAGAGUCUGGAAAGACUAACGCACGAUUACUUUGUUCACAAAUUCGAUAUAAUUAAAGAUUUGACACCUUGUGCAAUCUACUACUGCGCUCAUAAUGAAAGAGUGAACGAAAAGAUUGAUGAAAAUUACGCAGCGCCAAUUUUGGGUGUGAGUGAACUAAAAAAGUUUAAUACAAUCACGACGGAGUUGAAGGAAGUAGAAAUGAAUGCAACGAGUGUAAUACAAAAGAAAUAUAUACCGUGGAAGAAUAUGUGUGAUGUUGGUGUUGAUGUGGAUACGCCGAUAAAUAAAACCGAGUUGAUAGUAGUUGCAUCAUUGAUUGACAAGUUGCCAAAUUUGGGCGGUAUGGCGCGUACGAGCGAAAUCUUCGCCGUGAACACGUACGUCAUUGAUAGCCUGAGACAUUUACAGGACAAACCGUUUCAGGGACUCAGUGUGUCAGCUGAGAGAUGGGUCAACGUGAUAGAAGUGCGACCUGGUCAACCUCUAAAAGAUUAUCUGGCGUUGAAAAAGACCGAAGGAUACACCAUAGUCGCCGCAGAACAAACAUCAAAUAGCACAAGUCUACAGGGAUUCAAGUUUCCCAAGAAAACCCUACUUUUAUUAGGCAACGAAAAGUCCGGUAUACCGUGUGACUUAUUACCUCAUAUGGAUGUGUGUGUAGAAGUACCUCAGCGAGGCGUACUUCGGUCACUCAAUGUCCAUGUCACAGCUGCGAUAUUUAUUUGGGAAUAUACAAGGCAGCACAUGUAAUGAAAACGAACUGGAUUUUGUUCUUAUUAUAGUUAUUUCAAGCAUUUUUUUAUAUUAAUUAAUUAAAUUUAUUAAAAAAAUUCUGUUUU
Messenger RNA from Pieris rapae (cabbage white), 1583 nucleotides. Its product is annotated as probable methyltransferase TARBP1. NCBI's taxonomy places the organism in Eukaryota, Metazoa, Arthropoda, Insecta, Lepidoptera, Pieridae. The transcript has 7 exons. Gene Ontology annotation, biological process: tRNA methylation. The record is from RefSeq and is a predicted model, not a curated record. Gene Ontology annotation, molecular function: RNA binding; tRNA (guanine) methyltransferase activity. The coding region runs from base 1 to 1494 and encodes 497 amino acids.